Molecule: messenger RNA, 912 nt
Organism: Entamoeba dispar SAW760
Lineage: Eukaryota; Evosea; Mastigamoebida; Endamoebidae
Product: serine/threonine protein phosphatase PP1-2, putative
Exons: 2
Coding region: 1-912 (303 amino acids)
Cellular component (GO): nucleus; cytoplasm
Molecular function (GO): protein serine/threonine phosphatase activity
Source: RefSeq, a predicted model, not a curated record
AUGCUUGUACCUAUAACUUCGAAUAUACCUAAUAUUGACCUGUUAAUCAUUAAAUUAUUUAAAGCAAAAACAAGUAAAGAAUUAGCUCAAAUUAUUACUGGAGAUACUAUAUAUUAUCUUUGUCAAAAAGUAAGAAACGAAAUGAUGAGUGAACCUGUUUUAUUAAAUCUUGUUAUUAGUAAUAAGAUUGUUAUUUUAGGUGAUCUUCAUGGGCAAUAUUUUGAUCUAAUUCGUCAUUUUCAAAGCAAUGGAAUACCCCCAGACACAACAUAUUUAUUUCUUGGGGAUUAUGUUGAUCGAGGAAAGUUUGGGAUAGAAGUUCUUUGCUUAUUAUAUGCUUUGAAAGUAAAAUACCCAGGAUCUAUUUUCAUUUGUCGUGGUGAUCAUGAAUGUGCACGAAUUAACAGAAGAAAUUUGUUUUACUAUGAGUGUAUAUACAAAUACGGAAGUUUAUAUAUUUGGAAUGCCUUCGUAUCGACUUUUAAUGUAAUGCCAUUUGCUGCAAUUAUCAACAACAAAAUUUUUUGUGUUCAUGGUGGGAUAUCCCCCUUAUUAAAGUAUGUUACUCAAUUGAGAAGAAUUGAGAGACCUGUUGAUGUACCAAAAGAAGGACUUCUUAGAGAUUUGUUGUGGUCUGAUUUUGAUGUAGAACAAAUUGGGUUUGCACAUAACCAACGAAGAGAAGUUAGUUUUGUUUUUGGGGUAAAAGAGCUCAACCAAUUUCUUGAUGAUAAUAAUUUAGAGUAUAUGGUUCGUGGUCAUGAAGUAGUUAAAGAAGGGUUUAUUGUUGAAGGGAGGUGUAUUACUGUGUUUUCUGCUUGUCAGUAUACUGGUAUCUUUGAUAACAAAGGAGCGACUGUUUGUAUUGACUCUAAUCUUACCAUUUCAUUCAAAGUUAUCUCCCCAUAUUAA